UCUCAAAUCAUCAUGAGUUGGCAAAACAAAAGUUUCAAAAGUUGAGAAGUCAAUUCUUGAGGAGGACAAGAAUGUGGAUUAGAACACAACAGAAAGAAACUUUACUUUAAUAUUUUUCACAAAAUGUCGCAUUUAAGGAAUCCAACAAAUGCCACAGAAAAGGAGAAAUGGGAUUCAAACAUGGAGUUUAUUUAAAACUUAAACAAUGCUAACUUUGGAAAGGCUUCCUCCGAUAUUCUUAAAAGUUAGUUAUUGUGGUAAACCAGUUAAAAAUUAGAAUUAUCAGAAUAUGCUCGUAGCUCUGCAUCCGGAUGAGAUAAUUGACUUAUGAAUAUGUGGGAGAAAUAAAAAAGUUUUGGAUACCUUUAUUUAUACAAAUAACCCAUUUUUCUAGAAGGAAAUCACCAGGAACAGUGACAAAAUCUCAAAGAUCUUAGGCCUUAAUAUUUUUUGACAAAUUAAGCCCAAUCGAAAGGACUCUUUGCCUCUGUCAGUCAUUUAAAAAUUAUCGAAUUAAAUAUGAGCAGAAUUUCAGUUAUUGAAGACUUGAACUUCUCUAAAAUACUAAUGAAUAUUAAGAAUAAGACGUUAUCUCUGAUAGCAUCAAAUUUUAAUGGGUUAAAUCCAUCAGAAAAAGACCAGAGGGCUGGAAGAAUCUGAAUUUAGGGCUAGCCACUUCUCCAAAUUUAAACUGAGUUUCAGAUAAAUGCUUAUUUAUGAUUGUAGAAAGUAGAGCAUGAUAUAUGGGAUGUUAUGAAGGAAGAUGGGUUUGAUAUAUACAUAAGAAUUAAUGGUAAAAAAUAUUCAAAAACUUAUUGUUGGUCUUGACUGUGAUUCAAAAUUUUACUAGUCAUAUAAAAUGCUGAAUUAAAUUUACUCUUUAUAAGUUUAUAAAUCUAGAUGCCAAAGAUCCUAUUUAUUUACCCCAGAAUCUGUAAUUUAAAAUGUAUUUUUACAAGUAAAUUCAUUUACCCAAACCAUAUUAGUUCUAUCUCAGUAUCACAAAAUUCACCUUAAAUCUGCCCAUUGUUUAGCCACUUAUCUCCAAUCAUACAAUACUAACUAAAUCUUCCCUCCCCAUAAACCUCUUUCACCAACCUUACCUCAACCCCUAUCUCCAAAACCACUAAGCCUCCCUUCCUUCUCCUAAAAUCCCCUCGAACUUCAUCUCUUAAGCCAUCCUCUUCCCAAUACCUAAACAAAACCGCCCACCAUUCAG
This is a messenger RNA of Moneuplotes crassus, 1219 nucleotides long. Lineage: Eukaryota; Ciliophora; Spirotrichea; Euplotida; Euplotidae. The record is from the annotation of a GenBank genome assembly.